Messenger RNA from Racocetra persica, 511 nucleotides. The record is from the annotation of a GenBank genome assembly. NCBI's taxonomy places the organism in Eukaryota, Fungi, Glomeromycota, Glomeromycetes, Diversisporales, Gigasporaceae.
ACAAGGUAAAGUUAUCAAUGAUUUACAUGGAGAAGAGGGGGUUGAAAAACUUUGUACUGAUGCGAUGAUUUAUAACUGUGAAUACGCACAACCAUUCUGUGGUAUUAAAACAAGCAUGUUGAAUUGUCUUAUAGCUAAGAAGUAUAAUAAGGAACAUAAUGACAAGCCGGUAUCAUACGGUAUCAAAGAUAAGAAGAAAUUUCAAGGUGCGGAGGUAAUCGCCCCAGAGACCGGGUAUUACAUGGAUCCUAUUUAUGUACUUGAUUUUGCAAGUUUUUACCUGUCGAUAAUGCGUGAAUACAAUAUGGAACCUGAUACGCUUAGGUAUGAAAAGCCCAAUGAGAAACAUCGAGUAGUACAUCGCAUAGACAAUAACGUGGAAACAAAUCAGGAUAUAUACUUUAUCCAUGAGGAUACCCAAGAAAGCAUCAUACGAAACAUUCUCACAGAUCUGAUAAAAAAGAGAAAAGAAGCCAAGAAAGAGCAUGACAAGUAUAUUGAGAUUAAUGAU